AUCCGCAGCGGAUCAUAUAAAAGCCCACACCUGGAUUCCAACAUCAUCAGUUGCUUUUGGUAUCUUCUUCUGUUAACAUAAUGUUUAAAAUUUUCGUGUGCGUUUUGGUUUUGGCAGCAGCCGUAAGUGCUGACUACGACUUCAAAGAUUCUGAAUUCAAUGAACUGCUAUUGGAUGAUUUCCAAUUGGGUUUGGAGGAUGAUGAAGUAUUGAGAUUCAGACGUGGUGCUGAAGUUGCUGCAGCAGCUUCCGAGCAAAAAGAAUGUACCCGUGAGAAGAACAAGAAGGACAAGGAUUGCUUCUGUUGCAAUGGCAGCAAAGCUGAUCCAGCCCAUGUUGAGGUCAUGAAGGAGGUCAAGAAGGAGUGUAUUGCCCAAAUUCGUGGUGCUAGUGCUCCUAGUUACGAUCCCUUCGAUUGUGAACAGAUGAAACUCUUGAAGGAACAAAGCGUCUGCACUGCCGAAUGCAUUGCCAAGAGAUUCAAUUUGGUGGACGAACAUGGUGACAUGAAACGUGAAUCAGUUUUGGUGAAUCUUCGUGCUAAAAUUGGUGACAAUAAUGUCUGGAAGUCAGAAGCUGUUGAAGGAUUUGUCGACAAGUGUUUGGCUGAAUUGAAGGCAUCCAAGGAGAAGUCAGCAGAAGCAGCAGCAGCUUUGAAGAAGGAAUCACAACCAAUUGAAAAAGAGAGCCGCGAUGAGAAGGUUGGAUGCAAUCCAUGCCCAUUGGAAUUCUCACACUGUAUCUGGAGGGAGGUUGUUCAGGGAUGUCCAGCUGAGUCUCAGAUCGAUAGUGGAAAAUGCAAGAAGAUCCGAGAGGGUUUGGCCAAGGGUGAUAAGUCAUUCUUGAACAAGCAUUUCCUCCAUCAUUUCUCCGCCCACAGUGAAGAUAAGAAAAGUUGGGAAUAAUUUCUUUAUUCCAAAAAAUUUAUGAUUGACAUAAUUUUUGAUUAACCACUCUUUAGGACCUGACUUGGAAUAAUAAAAGAAUCUUUUUUUUUU
Messenger RNA from Eupeodes corollae, 998 nucleotides. RefSeq lists its product as uncharacterized. The coding region runs from base 81 to 905 and encodes 274 amino acids. The record is from RefSeq and is a predicted model, not a curated record. Lineage: Eukaryota; Metazoa; Arthropoda; Insecta; Diptera; Syrphidae. Gene Ontology annotation, molecular function: odorant binding. The transcript has 3 exons.